AUGCAGCCGCAACAACAACAACAGCAACCGCUGGGAUUUCAGCUGGUUCGAGAGCCAUACCGAGCCACGGAGGAUCAAUUCCGGGCCUUUGUCCGCGGCAUGGACGCUGUUCUGAAUCAGUGGACUGCUUUACAUCUUGUUGCCCAUCACUGUGACCCUUCUGCCCUUCAAUCGAUGUAUCAGGAGCUUAUUUCCUGGUUUCAAUCAGAGGGCGAGGUGUACUCUGAUGACCUGGAAAUAUUUUUUGAGAAUUUCUUUACCGAAGUGCGGUCUGUUUUGAUCGAGGACGAUAGCAUGAAGGAGGUGGGAGAUGUGCUGCAUGAAAUGUACUGCCGUUGCUGCCAAAAUGACUUUAUUCUGGUGGAACAGUACUUGACUAGCUUGGAAGUGUACCGUCGGGUGAAUCCGGUGCGUCUUUCUGUGGAUGCGGGUAGUUACGACGACGGCGACAGCGAGAAGGGAACCGAAGCGACCGCCGACGGUGCAUUGGGGGCGGGGGCCCAAGGGAUACAGCCGACCUUUAACGAAGAAGGAGAAGGGGGUGCGCCGGUGGCAAAUGCCUCGCAGAAUCCACGGAAAAAGAGGGGUAAAAAGAACGCCUAUGAACGUGACAAUGAUGGCUGGUGCGUGGUGCAGCGAUAG
This is a messenger RNA of Trypanosoma cruzi, 642 nucleotides long. RefSeq lists its product as uncharacterized. The record is from RefSeq and is a predicted model, not a curated record. Bases 1 to 642 code for a protein of 213 amino acids. NCBI's taxonomy places the organism in Eukaryota, Euglenozoa, Kinetoplastea, Trypanosomatida, Trypanosomatidae. Gene Ontology annotation, cellular component: nucleus. The transcript has a single exon. Gene Ontology annotation, biological process: maturation of SSU-rRNA from tricistronic rRNA transcript (SSU-rRNA, 5.8S rRNA, LSU-rRNA).